ACUAAGACUGCCAACAUUUUAAGAGAUUCAAGCUUGAGAACAUCACCACAAACACAGAGUCAUGUCAACAUCUUCUCAAUCGUAUCCGAUGAGCGGCGGUGACGAUCAACACAGUUACAUCCAUAAUUCUUCAUACCAAAAAGCAGUUAUAGAUGGGGUUGAAGAAAAGGCAAGGCAAUACAUUUUAGAAAAAAACAAUCUCCUGAAUCUUAUGAAACCCGAUCUUAGUAUUUUUACUAUUGCAAAUUAUGGUUGUUCAAUCGGUCCUAACACGUUUCAUGCUGUUCAAAGUAUCACUGAUACUGUGAAACUUAAACACAUGAAAGAAAGGCAAGAAAUUAGUCUUGUUCCUCUCGAGUUCCAAGUUUGCUUCAACGAUCAAGCCAACAAUGACUUCAACACACUCUUUAGAACUCAGCCUCCUUCCUUUGAGCAAGAAUAUUUCUCGGUCGGUGUUCCGGGCUCUUUCUAUGGCCGAGUGUUACCGAGGAAUAGCAUCCACAUAGGACACACUUCCUACACGACUCACUGGCUUUCCAAAGUUCCCGAACACGUAUGUGACAAGAAAUCUCCAGCUUGGAACAAAAAUUACAUUCAUUGUAACAAUUUGAUAGAAGAAGUUACGGAGGCUUACAAGGUCCAGUUCAGAAAAGAUAUGAGCGUAUUUCUUAAAGCUAGAGCCGAAGAACUUGUGCCUGAAGGAUUGAUGAUCGCCUUAGGAGAACUUUUCAUCUGUUUUAUUUUUAUUUUUCUCUAUUUGCAGGGAGUAACCACCCUGGAAAAGAUCGAACUAUUCAGCAUGCCCAUGUAUUUUCCUCAGUAUAGUGAACUGAAAAGAGCGAUUGAGCAAAAUGGAAGCUUUACAAUUGAGAUGAUGGAGACUACAAGCCAUCCAUUGGAGGCUCUGCAACUAACCAAUGACUUCAUCACUUUAAUGUUUGGAGCCUUUCUCUCAACAAUGAUAGAAAAACAUUUUGGAGAUUUUGUGGUCGAUGAACUAUUCGAUCAACUUGCUAAGAAACUCUUGAAGCACCCUAUUGAUUUUGAAAAGUGUAAGAAAAAUAUGGUUUAUUAUAUCAUUCUUAAACGAAAAUAA
Camelina sativa (false flax) is the source of this 1096-nucleotide messenger RNA. RefSeq names its product putative S-adenosylmethionine-dependent methyltransferase At5g38780. Gene Ontology annotation, molecular function: methyltransferase activity. The record is from RefSeq and is a predicted model, not a curated record. NCBI's taxonomy places the organism in Eukaryota, Viridiplantae, Streptophyta, Magnoliopsida, Brassicales, Brassicaceae.